Messenger RNA from Naumovozyma dairenensis CBS 421, 1632 nucleotides. RefSeq names its product Rtg3p (gene RTG3). Lineage: Eukaryota; Fungi; Ascomycota; Saccharomycetes; Saccharomycetales; Saccharomycetaceae. The transcript has a single exon. Gene Ontology annotation, molecular function: DNA-binding transcription factor activity, RNA polymerase II-specific; protein dimerization activity; RNA polymerase II cis-regulatory region sequence-specific DNA binding. Gene Ontology annotation, cellular component: nucleus. The coding region runs from base 1 to 1632 and encodes 543 amino acids. The record is from RefSeq and is a predicted model, not a curated record. Gene Ontology annotation, biological process: regulation of transcription by RNA polymerase II.
AUGAAUACUGAAGAUAACGAUAAUGAUGCGGAAAAUCAACGUUUACUUGACGAAUUAAUGAGACAAGGCUCUUUCCAGUUUGAUGCACAUCCGGCAUCCACAUCUUUGCAAAACGAAUAUGAUUUCAUGCAAUUCCAUCCAUUGCGCUCUCAAGGUUAUCCCGGUGAUACUCCAGCUCAUCAUCACGAAAAGCUUUCAUAUAUGAGCAGCAGCAACAACAGGAAACAUUCUCAUAACCAAUCCCCGAAUACAUCUGCUAGAAUCAACCAUGAUCAGAAUAGCAACAUUGGAAGACAGCCAUUCAUUUCUCAUCAUGCAAGUAUAGCUCAACCAGAACCACAAGCGUCUUUCCUAGAUGACAUGUUCGCAACUUCUUCUUCUUCACAUCCAUUAUCUACAAGUAUUACCGCAACUAGUGCUAAUGCUUACAGCACUGCCAAUAGCACCCAUCCUCAGCGUUUUUCUUCUCAUCAAGAAAAUGCUUCAAUGAAUAGUUUCUCUCGAAAUGCUCAUUUGGAUAGUAACUCUGAAAUAAACAACAAAGGAACACCAACAAAUAUUCUUGACGAUACUAGUACUUAUACUGCUACCACCAGUGAUCAUGAUAAUAUUGAUCCUAAUAAUAUAUUAAAUGAUUUCUUAUUUAGACCAAAUGAUGAUGCAAUGUUUAAUUACGCUGAUGAUAUUAGUACCUCAGUCGGAUCGAGUAUCAAUUCUGAGUUACUUGCAUCAAGUUAUUCUUCGUCGUUCUCAUUUAAUCCAACUCCUUAUCUAGAAAAUAUGACUGGAACUUCCGUGACCAGUAACAAUAAUAAUCUUAACAUUAAUACUAUCAGAUCACCAACAGCUUCUUCUAUACGACCUGGGAGUUUUAUAUCAACAUCUUUAAGGAAUGCUAGUAUCAACAUUAAUAACAAUACCCCCAAGACAAGGAAUACUUCAAUCUCAAGCUAUAAUAAUACGAACAAUAAUAUAAUGGACGGAUUCACGCCAAAUGGUACUAGUGCAGGGUUUGGAAGUCUUUCUAAAUCAGCUUUAUCUCAUUUAACCGCAGAGGAAAAGCUGAAACGUAAAAGGGAAUUCCAUAACGCUGUGGAAAGAAGAAGACGUGAGUUGAUUAAGCAAAAAAUAAAAGAAUUAGGUAACCUGGUCCCACCUUAUUUAUUGCAUUACGAUUUUUCGACUGGGAAACAGAUUAAAACUAAUAAAGGUAUCAUAUUGAAUAAAUCAGUGGAAUACGUUGCAUUCUUACAAAAUGUUAUUUCAGAACAAGCUAACAAGAAAAAUCUACUACAGAAUAAAGUUAAUGAACUAGAGAUUGAACUGUCUAAAUUAGGAUUAAAUGCCAAUGAAUUAAUACCCCAAACAGGAGAAGGAAAUCACAAUAUGAAUUCUGUAAAUGAGACAGAUUCUCAUCAAUCCAUUAAGAGUGAGUAUCUUAAAACAAAUGAGUCUAGUAGUGGUAAUAAUACUAAGGAUAACAAUAUUACACUGCGUACACCAACAGGAGCAAACGAUGAUUUACAAGAAUUUCUAUCGGGUGCUGCGAUAGAAGCACAAGACAAUGAAAGACUAAUGUUCGGUGAUGAUGAAGGAAAUCCGGCUGAUUAUCUACUUGAAUUCGAUUCCUAG